This is a messenger RNA of Helianthus annuus (common sunflower), 897 nucleotides long. RefSeq lists its product as uncharacterized. The record is from RefSeq and is a predicted model, not a curated record. Bases 1 to 897 code for a protein of 298 amino acids. The transcript has a single exon. Lineage: Eukaryota; Viridiplantae; Streptophyta; Magnoliopsida; Asterales; Asteraceae.
AUGAAUUAUUUGGCGGUAAAUAUAAGAGGAAUUGGGGGUGUGGAGAAGCCGAAGUGGAUAAGUAAUUUAGUUAAGGAAAAUAAAAUUUCGUUUUUUUGUAUACAAGAAGUUCAAGUCUCUAACGUUGAUCCAAUAACGGUCGGAAGAUACUGGGGAAAAGCGGAUAUGGAAUGGGAAUUAGUGGAUGCUAGAGGAAGGCCAGGGGGAUUGAUUUCAGUCUGGGAUCUAGGGAUGUUCUCAAAACAAAGAGUAGUCAAACAUGAUUCGUUCUUACUAACUAGUGGGACUUUGGCCGGUAGUAAUAUGUACAUUAAUAUUGUCAAUGUAUACGCUCCUUGUGAUUUUAUGAGAAGACGAUCGUUGUGGGAAGAUCUAAAGUUAAUCAAGGAAUCAUCAAGUGAAGGAGUAUGGAUCAUGGCAGACGAUUUUAAUGAAGUUAGAGAGGAACAAGAGAGGUUGAACUCAAGAUUUGAUAACCAAGGUGCAAUGAUCUUCAACAACUUCAUAGCCGAAGCAGGGUUAGUUGAAUAUCAGAUGAGUGGAUAUAAAUUCACAUACAUGUCUGAUGAUGGAUCAAGUCUUAGUAAAAUAGAUAGGAUUCUCAUGUGUGAUGGUUUUAUGAACAAAUGGCCUAUAGCUUGGUUUGAAGAAUUAACAAAACAUGUUUCGAACCAUAGUCCACUCCUACUAUCUUCUAAGAGUGCUGAUUUUGGAACAAUCCCAUUUAGAUUCUAUAAUAGCUGGCUGGAAGAAGAUGGUAUAGGUGAAGUGAUAAAGAAAGUCAUGGAGGAGUCAAUAAAUGGGGGUAAUGGUAUGAAAGAGUUGGCAAACAUAUUAAAGAAUCUCAAAAUUGGAAUAAAAGAAUGGAGGAGGUUAGCGAAAACACAGGAGGAAUAG